Messenger RNA from Chroicocephalus ridibundus (black-headed gull), 3492 nucleotides. RefSeq names its product pleckstrin (gene PLEK). The transcript is spliced from 13 exons. NCBI's taxonomy places the organism in Eukaryota, Metazoa, Chordata, Aves, Charadriiformes, Laridae. The coding region runs from base 692 to 1753 and encodes 353 amino acids. The record is from RefSeq and is a predicted model, not a curated record. Gene Ontology annotation, cellular component: plasma membrane. Gene Ontology annotation, biological process: intracellular signal transduction; actin cytoskeleton organization.
UUUUGUUCCCCUGGCAUCUGAGGCUUCCCAGCCUGUUGUUUGGCGUCAGCAAGGAAAGUCUUCUUGCACUGCAGCUUCAACCUCCAAGACCUCUCUCUUGUGCCUAGGCCUUCCCUGCUGCAGCUACAUCGCCUGCAUGUAUCACUGAUGGAGAGAUACUGUAGGGGAGAGGUGGAUCACAGUGCUUCCAGGAGUAGACCCUGAAGUAGCAGAGAAAACCCAGAAUUUUCUGAGGAAAUACAGCAGCAAGAUCUCCUGUACAAGAACAGAUCACUCACCAGUAAAUUGAGCUAAGAGCUCUGUUGCAGAUUGUGGCAUAUGUUGUUAAUCCAGCAUCAUGCACCUUUACCUCCUUUGGCAGAAAUGGGGAGAACAGGCUAACCUCUCUGGGAGGCCUCGGCAUCAAACUCCAAAACCUGAACAAAUCUGAUAAACAAAUUUCUUCUAUCAGCAGAGGGCGCAUCCUCAUUAACCAAGCCAGGGCCCUGCUGCUCGAUGCCAGACCCCGCGUGCUCAUCCACUGGGACUUGGACUUGGAAGAUGGGAUGAAGUGAGGCAGUGACAAACCGCAGGCAGAGGAACUUGUGAAAGUGACACAGCUGUACUGUAGAAACUCCAGCCCACAGACUUUGCUGCCAGAGGAACUUAACUGCCAGUGCUGGUGGACCCAAGAGCCAGGAUUACCUGAGACAUGGAGCGAGAACCGAUGCGCAUAAGGGAGGGCUACUUGGUUAAGAAGGGCAGCAUGUUUAAUACCUGGAAGCCCAUGUGGGUCGUGCUCUUAGAAGACGGAAUUGAAUUCUACAAGCGGAAGGCUGACAACAGCCCCAAAGGGAUGAUCCCACUGAAAGGCAGUUCUAUUAACAGCCCAUGCCAAGAUUUUGGCAAAAGAAUGUUUGUCUUCAAGCUCACUGCAGCCAAGCAGCAGGACCACUUUUUUCAAGCUGCCUACCUGGAGGAGAGAGAUGCCUGGGUCCGGGAUAUAAAGAAAGCAAUUCGUUGCCUAGAUGGAGGCCAAAGGUUUGCCAGAAAAUCCACAAGAAAGUCUAUCAGGCUGCCUGAAACAAUCAACCUGAGUGCUUUGUACCUCUCAAUGAAAGAUCCUGAAAAGGGAAUAAAGGAGUUGAAGCUGGAAAAAGAUAAAAAGGUGUUCAAUCACUGCUUUACAGGUGCCUCUGUGAUUGACUGGCUGGUGUCUAGCAACUCCAUCCGAAAUCGCAAAGAAGGUCUGAUGCUUGCCUCUUCCCUCUUGAGUGAAGGCUACCUACAGCCUGCAGGAGAUACAUCCAAGGCUGCUGCUGAGGGACUGUCAGACACCCCCUUCUUAGAUCUCAGUGAUGCCUACUAUUACUUUCCAGACAGUGGGUUUUUCUGCGAGGGAAAUUCUAGUGAUGAUGAUGUAGUCCUGAAAGAAGAAUUCAGAGGCAUGGUAGUCAAACAAGGAUGUUUGCUGAAACAGGGACAUCGGAGGAAGAACUGGAAAGUGAGAAAGUUUGUUUUAAGAGAUGACCCUGCAUAUCUUCACUACUACGAUCCUGCUGGAGGAGAAGAACCACUAGGAGCAAUUCACUUGAGAGGCUGUGUGGUGACAGCAGUGGAAGAUAUGCCAGACUCCAAGAAGUAUGAUGUUGACAACAUUCUCUUUGAAAUCAUCACAGCAAGUGAAAUCCACUAUUACUUGCAAGCAGCCUCAUCUGCAGAGCGUACGGAGUGGAUCAAAGCAAUUCAGACAGUUUCUAGGACUGGAAAAUGAAGAUGAUCUGCCAGCAAGAAGACAGACAACUGAAAUUAGUUACUCAAAACAAAACAAUUUUAGCAUUUCACUGAGAGAAAGCGAUAUCAUCCAGAAAGGCAUCCUAAGGCUUGUGGGUUGGGGGUGAGGGCGGGUAAUAAGUUUCAAUUCUAUAGUGGGCACUAACAAACUAACAUUUUUCCACCUGUGUUAUGGUAAUAUUUUACUAAAUUAUAGCAUAGAGCAUGCCAUAUUACUGUGUGCUGCUUAGAGUAAUCAGUCUGCCUUGGGAAGGUUGCACCCUUCCCUGCUGCCACAGCUGAUAGUAAGAAUUUCACCAUUAACAGAGGCCAGAGUCAUGUCACUGACUGAGGAACUCAAACCAGUCACCUGCCAUUCAGCCUGUGUUGUGUUUCAGUAUCUUCAGAUAUUUCAAAGUCUUCCCAGGAUAAACUUUACACUUUGUUCUUCAGUAGAUCUUUUUAGUGCUUGUUCACCCAUACAAGUGAUGCCGUAGAUUUAAGGAAAGAAAUCAACUUACUUGGAAACCUGAUCCACUCCUUUAUAAUCUUUCAGUGUUAAGGAAGGGAAAAAUGCAGACAACUAUGGAAAUGCCAUGUGGAAAGCAAUGACAACUCAAUGACAGCGGUAUGAGGAAAAGUCUCUUCCCACAGUAUUUCAAGCAGGAAGCAAUUUCAGUUCAACUUCUUUAUCACCUGGUUUUGAUUUUGCUAAAUUUCUCCAUAAGAAUCUGCUCUAGGACCAUUGCUUCCCUUCAUUUAGGUCUCCAAAACGGUUGCUAGGGUGUCAUGUACUGCUGAUUUGACCUGUAUUUGAAUUAAGAAUCUUGCAGGAGAAGGGAAAGGAUCCAUGGGUUACUUAUUUGAACUGCUGAUCGAAGUGGUUUUGUUUAGGUUUUUCUCUUUUAACAUCCAGCAACAUACUCAGUCCUUGGUUCUGUGCCUUAGUAAUACAAGAGAAACCUUAUGCUAGCUGUAACCGAAAUAAACAUUAUUAUUCGAUAGGGUCAGUUUACCUGAUGAAUCCUUAUUUUUUUUUGGCUGACUGUACGUAUCAAACUUCUAAGUUUAAACUUUAAGCAGGAGUUGAAAGUCAAGUUCAUGUCAGACUGUCAGUCUGUCACACGUCAUACUGAUGUUUCUGCGUGCAAGUAAACUUCAAAACUUUUAAAACUCUCUUUGUAGAUGUAAUAAGGUACCUUAUCUUUAAAAAUUCUUAUUCACGUCUUUUCAGUCUAGGGAGAAAUCUAGAGCUAAAGCUUCUCUUCAAUGCUGCUUAAUUAUACCUGUAUCUGAGCUGAUGAGCCUGAAGUUGUUUUGUGCUAGUGUUGCUUAUCACAAUGAAAACACAGCCUUGCAGGGCAGCAGGCUGGCCAACAUGGCAUUGUCAUGUCCAUUUAAGACAUCCAGAGGAAAUCAGCUUCUGGCAGGCAUUUCCUGUAUCUCACGCAAGCUGACAGGACUGCUGAACCCUGGUCUGUCAUUCUGAGGAAGGAAGACUCAUGGCAAAAAGAUACCCUGUUUGCACAGCCUGCUUUCUUGAUAAUUGCUUUGUGGUCGCUGCUUAUUUUUGCUCUCAUAGCUCACUAACCCAAAAAUAUCCUAUGGCACAGGAAAAUAGAAAAAAAAAAAAAACCAAACACAAACUAAACCACACAGAACCAAACAACAGAAACUUGCCAAGCUUAGCAAAGGAGGGAUGCAACUGCCAAUUUUUAAUAAAACUGAAAAGUUUUACCA